Messenger RNA from Rotaria sp. Silwood2, 489 nucleotides. The record is from the annotation of a GenBank genome assembly. NCBI's taxonomy places the organism in Eukaryota, Metazoa, Rotifera, Eurotatoria, Philodinida, Philodinidae.
AUGUCAUUCAUAUCUAAAUUGGCCUUUGAACGUUAUUAUACUCAUAUUAUUAUACCAAAUCAACAUCGAAUUAAAUCAUUUUAUUCAUCAAAUCUGUUCGUUAUCGAUCUCAUUUUUACAUCUUCUUCUAUUGUUUCAAAAUUUCAUCGACUUGAAACACUUAUUCUUAAAAAUCUCGAAUCAAAAUAUCUUGGAAAAAUUCUAAAAUAUUUAACUUUAUUGCCUCAUCUCUUUUCAUUGACUAUUGCUCUUGUUGACUGUAAAUCAAAUAAAACUACUCUUUAUCGUCAAACAUUUUCCUUACCAGUAUUGAAAUAUUGUAAAUUAUCCUAUGAAGAAUGCGCUGAACCUGAAUCACUCUUGCUUAUUAUCAAUAAAUACAUCACUAUCGAACAUAUGGCCAUUAAGAAUUCUUUUGAAUUUUAUGAACUCGAUGCUCUUUUAACUUAUGUUCCUCAACUUCGUCGUUUUUGUGGUGUUAUUCAUUAA